UGUUGCUGAGGCAGGAAAGGAGCUAAACGGCGACACAUUGACGCAUUACCACCAGCAGCAACGGAGCUAUAGUUACCUAGUAUCAACGUCGCAAACAACAAUCCAUCACCACCACACUCAUAACGAUACAUCGAUUGGCCAGCCAUACUUGAGCUCUUUCCAGAUACGCCCAUCAUGAAGCCCGUCGUCAGCGCCUUCAACGCGUGGUCAUGCACCGUUCUCUCCGUUUUCGCCAUUGUUAUUCUCAGCGCUCUCGCAGGUCUCUAUCGAAGCAACCAUGAAGAAUUCACGGGUGGCGUAGAUGAUCCCGAAGAUGGCAAGGCAGUUUCAGACACCAUCUUCAUCGCCGUCCUCGUCUACGUUGCUUUCUUCGUCUUUUGUGGCUUCCAAGGAUUCCUCCAUACCCGAGAAAGCCGUCGAGGCGCGAUCGCUCUGUAACAAUACUAUCGAUCAGCGAGCAGAGCACGACACGGAACCUGGCGUUCUGGGGAUUUUUAUUGAUUUGAGUUUGGAAUGGCAUUGUAUUUGAAAGACAAGCAUUAUAGUUGCGUGGGCAAAAGAGAAGAUCAGCAUGGGACGAUGAUCAAGACGACGCGUAUACUGUCCAAAGGCACGCGAUGUACAGAAUAUUCUUUGGCUUAGACGGUUUAUUAAGUUUUGCUUCCUACUAUUCAUCCUGCAAUGUAACAUACUGUCUUGUGUGGCUCAAA
Messenger RNA from Fusarium oxysporum Fo47, 710 nucleotides. RefSeq lists its product as uncharacterized. The transcript has 3 exons. The coding region runs from base 175 to 438 and encodes 87 amino acids. Lineage: Eukaryota; Fungi; Ascomycota; Sordariomycetes; Hypocreales; Nectriaceae. The record is from RefSeq and is a predicted model, not a curated record.